AUGGCAGUUAGUCAUGUGGCAAUUUGCAUAUUUUUUGCACUUAUUUUAAGUACAUUCGCUGCUCAAUUAAAAGCACCAUUUAAACAGUGUUCACCGCCGAGCUCCGGUGAAAUUGUUAAGGUCUCUGUAAAUGCUCCGUGCACAGAUGAAUAUUGCACAUUUUAUAAGGAUGCUGAUGCUCGACUCGAAUUUUCAUUUACUCUAAAAAAGAAAGCUCAUAAAGUUCGAGCUAAAGUCGUUGCAACUAUCGGUACAAUCGAUCAUGAUUUUGCUUUACCUAAUUCUGAUGUUUGUCAACAACUCGGUUGUCCACUUCAAAACGGGGUUGUAUACACAUACCGUAAUAGCAUGUUUGUUAGUCCAACAUAUCCAUCAGUAAAAGUUAAUCAAAUGCGUUACUAUUUAAUCGAUGGUAAAGGCCGUGAGCUCGUCUGUGUCUCACUACCUGUCAUGAUUACUGAAAAGGGUUCGAAACAAUGA
This is a messenger RNA of Rotaria socialis, 480 nucleotides long. The record is from the annotation of a GenBank genome assembly. Lineage: Eukaryota; Metazoa; Rotifera; Eurotatoria; Philodinida; Philodinidae.